CACAAUUUAUCUGAUUUCGUCAGAUUUUACUUUCAUUAUGAUUCAUAUAUGACACCCUCACCAUAAAACGACUCCCCUAAUAUAUCCUUGACAUUAUACUAUAUCUCACAUUACUUUUGCGGUUCGUGGUCCAAAUGAAAUAAUUUGUAGUCUUCUUGGACCAAAACCGUGGGGAAUUGGAUUGAGUUAUACAUUUUAUUUGAGCUUUCUGAACAGGCCCAAACAAGGCCCACUUACACCUCUUGUUAACCGUAACCGCCUUUUGUUAUUGUCCUCCGUCUGUGAACGAGCGCACCCAGUCCCAGUUAACGUAUUUCAUCCUCAUCGAGCGCAGGUAGAGAAUAUCAAUCAUCGUCGUCCUCGUCGUCGCAGCCGCAAAGGAUCAAUACCCUAAAGCGUACGGACAAGAUGCCGAAGAAGAUGGGUGUAAACAGCAAGGCGGAGGAGGCUAGGGCUCGGAAGAGCUCGACCGAAGCCGAGCGGAAGGAGCGCGAGGCGCGCGAAAAGGACGAGCAGUACUGGCGCGAAGCCGAGGGCAGCAAGUCUCGCGCGGCCAAGAAGCGCGAGGAAGAAGCCGAGAAGCGAGCUGAGGCCGCUGCUCGCAAAGCCGAGGCGCGCCGAUUGGCGGAGCUGGAGGAGAAGGAGCUCGAGAAGGCGGUAAAGAAGCCCGAUAAGAAGGUCGGCCGAGUCGGGAUCCCGGUUCCGAAGGUCACCGAGGCGGAGCUGAGGAAGCAGAAGGAGGCGGAGCAGGCGGCGUUGGAGAAAAAGUCGAAUGAGGUGAAGAAAAAGCAGAGCCGUACGGCCGAGGAGGAGGAGUAUGAGAGGAUGGUGGCGGUGGAGAAUAGGAAUCGGGACGAUUCGAUCAUCGAGGCGAGGUCGGUGGAGGAGGCGGUUGCGAAGAUGACGGUGGCAGAGAGCUUGCCGGUGGAUCGGCAUCCGGAGAGGAGGCUCAAGGCGUCGUUUAAGGCUUUUGAAGAAGCUGAGCUCCCAAGUCUGAAGGAAGAGAAACCAGGUCUUACUCACAAUCAAUACAAGGACAUGAUAUGGAAGCUAUGGAAGAAAUCUCCUGAUAAUCCUCUAAAUCAGGCAGCUGAGUGAUCACAGAGCAUCUUCACCAUGCAAAGGCUGUUGAGUUUCUCUCCCAGGCUUGUUUUGCCGAUUUCAUCAUGUCCAACCAACGUAAAUUUGUAAUUUGAAACGCAUGUAUGGUUUAUGCCCUACUGUAUGUGCCAUGUCCGCUCAAUGAAACAUGAUUUAAAUAAUUAUGCAGUCUUUUAUCUUUUACCCUAAUUAAGCCCCCCCGCCGACAUAUUUACAGAACUUUUUGUGUAGAUUCAGUCUGCUGUAAAUCUGGUAAUAGUUGGAAGCCAUUAAUUUGAUUACAGGUACUAGUUGGAAUUCGAAGCCAUUAAUUUGAUUUGUCAA
This is a messenger RNA of Prunus avium (sweet cherry), 1425 nucleotides long. Its product is annotated as coiled-coil protein. Gene Ontology annotation, biological process: transcription by RNA polymerase II. NCBI's taxonomy places the organism in Eukaryota, Viridiplantae, Streptophyta, Magnoliopsida, Rosales, Rosaceae. Gene Ontology annotation, cellular component: nucleus. Gene Ontology annotation, molecular function: transcription coactivator activity. The record is from RefSeq and is a predicted model, not a curated record.